This is a messenger RNA of Rotaria socialis, 2175 nucleotides long. The record is from the annotation of a GenBank genome assembly. NCBI's taxonomy places the organism in Eukaryota, Metazoa, Rotifera, Eurotatoria, Philodinida, Philodinidae.
AUGCAAGUCAUUCUUGAUCGGAUUCGUGCCACAUUACCAGCUGUGAAUGAAGACAUUCUUGGUUACAUUACCGACAUUUUACAAACAAAUAAACAUGAUUAUACUGAUAUUCGAGAAGUAGAUGAUGCAUUAAGACCUAUAUUUGAAGAAAUUGCUCAUGCUGAACUCGAACAAGAAGAAAUUACACAACUUUGCCAAUUUGUUUGUGACCAAUUAAAAUUAGAAACAUUAUCUGGUCACAAUGGUUUAAGUCAUGAACCUAAAAAACUGUCAACACCUGUUCAAAUUGGUCAUUAUUCAGGCUCGUCAGUGGACACAGUUUCGUCGGCUUUAUUUAAUAUGAAUGAUCGAACAUUUAUUAAACCAAACAGUGAAACAACAACCGUAUCACAAAAAAAACUUGAAAAAGCCGAAGCUAAACUUCGAGAAAAACAAGAAAAACGCGCUCGAGACGGAGCACUGAAUGGGGAUGUCAAAGAACAAGCACGACUUGAAGAUGCUGUUGUUAGUCAAGCAACGAAUAAACGAUUACUUGCAGAAAAUGAAAACACUGAUUCAACCAGUAAAUCAUAUGACGUUCAUAUUGAUAAUUUUGAUGUAUCAUAUGGAAAUAAAAUAUUAAUUCUCGGUAGUAGUCUUGAUCUUAUCUAUGGUCGUCGUUAUGGUUUCGUUGGCCGAAAUGGAUUGGGUAAAUCAACUUUACUUCGUGUUAUGGCUAAUCGAAGUCUUGUACUUCCAUCGCAUCUCCGUAUUUUACAUGUUGAACAAGAAAUUGAAGGCAGUGACACACUCGCUCUUCAGAGUGUCCUCGAAUGUGACGAACGACGAGCAGCAUUAUUGAACGAAGAAAAAGAAUUAAAUAGAAGAUUACAUUCAAUAAGCGAUACAUCAAAUCAAGAUUCAUUUAUAUCAAAACGUUUAACAGCGAUCUAUGGUGAAUUGGAAGCAAUUGAAGCCGAUAAAGCUGAAUCAAGAGCAGCAGUUAUAUUAAAUGGUCUUGGUUUUACUUCUGAAAUGCAAGCCAUGGCUACAAAACAAUUUUCCGGUGGUUGGAGAAUGCGUCUUGCAUUGGCACGAGCUCUUUUUUCAAAACCUGAUCUUCUUUUACUCGAUGAACCGACUAAUAUGUUAGAUUUAAAAGCAAUUAUUUGGCUAGAAAAUUAUUUACAAACAUGGAAAAGUACUAUAUUAGUUGUUUCUCACGAUCGAACGUUUCUCAAUACUGUCGCAACUGAUAUUUUACAUUUAUAUGCACAAAAAGUUGAAUCCUACCGCGGUAAUUAUGAUACAUUUGUAUCAGCUCGAACAGAACGUCUUAAAAAUCAACAACGUGAAUAUGAAGCGCAAAAAGACUAUCGAGAUCAUAUUCAGGUAUUUAUUGAUCGAUUUCGUUAUAAUGCAAAUCGUGCUGCACAAGUACAAAGUAAACUUAAACUACUAGAAAAAUUGCCUAUUUUGCGACCAGUAGAAAAAGAACACGAAGUUCACUUUCGUUUUCCUGAACCCGAACCAUUAAAUGGAACCAUUUUACAAUUAGAUGAUGUUGCGUUUACUUAUUCAAAAAGUAAUCCAAUGCUAUUAAACAAUGUUAAUUUAUCAGCAAAUCUUUCAUCGCGUAUUUGUAUUAUGGGUGAAAAUGGAUCUGGUAAAACAACUUUAUUGAAACUAUUAGUUGAAGAAUUGGAACCAACUAGAGGUCAACGACAUAGUCAUAGAAAUUUAGCACUUGGCUAUUUUACACAACAUUUUGUCGAUCAAUUACCAAUGAAUAUCAAUUCUGUUGAGGUUUUACAAGCGAAAUUUCCAGGUAAAACAAUUGAACAGUAUCGAACAGAAUUAGGUCGUUUCGGUAUCACUGGAGAUACAGCAUUACAAUCAGUCAUGAGUCUCUCGGGAGGACAAAAAUGUCGUCUAGCAUUCAGUUUAAUGUGUAUGAAAAAUCCACAUAUUCUUAUACUCGAUGAACCGACAAAUCAUUUGGAUAUGGAAACCAUUGAAGCAUUAGCUGACGCAAUUAAAAAAUUUCAUGGCGGAAUUGUACUUGUAUCCCAUGAUGAAUUAUUAAUUAAACGUGUUUGUACGGAUGCAUGGCUUUGUCGUAAUGGAAGUGUAACUGCACUUGAAAAUGGCUUUGAACAAUAUAAGAAAUUAAUUGAAGCGGAAUUACAAUAUUAA